Molecule: messenger RNA, 1173 nt
Organism: Iphiclides podalirius (scarce swallowtail)
Lineage: Eukaryota; Metazoa; Arthropoda; Insecta; Lepidoptera; Papilionidae
Source: the annotation of a GenBank genome assembly
AUGGAUAAAAGCAAAGAAAAAGAAGAGCAGAGUAUUAUGGAUAAAUCUAUGAGAUCCGUAUUUGUGGGGAAUAUCCCGUAUGAAGCUACGGAGGAAAAACUCAAAGAUAUAUUUAGUGAAGUGGGGCCAGUACUAUCUUUUAAACUAGUAUUUGACCGAGAAACUGGAAAGCCGAAAGGAUAUGGAUUUUGUGAAUAUAAAGAUCAGGAGACUGCUCUUAGUGCCAUGAGAAAUUUAAAUGGGUAUGAAAUUGGUGGUCGAUCGCUCAGAGUUGAUAAUGCAUGUACAGAGAAAUCUAGAAUGGAAAUGCAAGCCUUGAUGCAAGGACCACAGGUAGAAAACCCAUAUGGUGAUCCAGUGGAACCAGAAAAAGCACCCGAGGCAAUCAGUAAAGCAGUUGCUACUCUGCCACCAGAACAAAUGUUUGAACUUAUGAAGCAGAUGAAACUAUGUGUUCAAAACAAUCCAUCUGAAGCGCGAAACAUGCUUCUCCAAAAUCCUCAAUUGGCGUAUGCUCUACUUCAAGCUCAAGUUAUUAUGAGGAUUGUUGAUCCUGCUACAGCAGUUAGUAUGCUUCACCCUAGCAAUCCUGUGCCACCAGUUCUGCAGCCAGGUGACAAGCCUCCUCUACUAAACAAUUAUGUUCCAACAAAUCAGCAACAAGCCCAACAACCGCCUUUGCUGAGUACUCCUGUUCCACCACCAAAUCAAUAUGUUCCUCGGGCCGCGAUGGCGGACGUGGACUUGAGGGGAGGGCGCGUUCCCCCCGCGCCCCCCACCGCCGUCGCUCCUCCGCCCCUCCUCGACCAAGACAUGCGCAGCCUGCCACCGGUGCCGCACCCCGUUCCGCCCCCCGUGCCACAAGAUAACAUGUUCCCGCGAGACCCCCGUCUUGCAGGUUCCCAGGGUUUCAACUCAGAUCCUCGCGUUCGUUCAAACGAUCCACGAAAUCAAGCCAAGAUGCCACAACAACAAAUGCCACCCGGAAUGCCGAGCGUCGCACAGGCUAGGACAAUCCAAGGUAUACCUUCCGGAGCAUCAGAUCAAGAGAAAGCCGCCUUAAUUAUGCAAGUCUUGCAAUUAUCAGACGAGCAAAUAGCGCUGUUGCCGCCCGAACAACGCGCUAGUAUUCUUAUGCUUAAAGAACAGAUAGCGAAAAGUACCCAGCAGCGU